UAGAUACCACCAUUAGUUCCAUCAAUGGCCAUCUCUGAAAACCCUGCAUUGGAUCAUGAAGACGAAAAUCUCAGUGAUGAGUGCAAGAAACUCCUCUUUUCUCUCCCAAAAGAGAAAGGUUGGAGAACCCUCCACCUCUUUCAAUUCCAAGGCUUCUGGUGCCAAUCAGCUGAAAUCCAGUCCAUAAUGGCUUUCCAAAAGUACUUCCAAGCUAGAGACACAGACAUAGUCUUGGCAAGCAUCCCAAAAUCAGGCACCACAUGGUUAAAAGCCUUGGCUUUCGCUAUUGCGAAUCGACACCAUUUCACAGUAUCAAAGUCUCAUCCCUUGCUCACUUCCAACCCUCAUGAUCUUGUGGCUUUCCUCGAGUACAAGCUCUAUGCAAACAACCAACGUCCUGACCUCUCCAAAGUUCCUGGGCCAAGACUGUUUGGCACACACAUUCCUUACCCUUCUCUUGGUACAAUCAGAAAGUCCAACUGUAAGAUUGUAUACAUCUGCAGAAACCCAUUUGACACAUUUGUGUCCUCUUGGCAUUUCAUUAACAAAGUGAAGCCACAAUCUCAAGCUCCACUCUCUCUCAACGAUGCCUUUGAUAUGUAUUGCAAGGGGAUCAUCGGCUUUGGUCCGUUUUGGGAGCACAUGCUGGGGUACUGGAAAGAGAGCUUAAACAGACCUGAAAAUGUCUUGUUCUUGAAGUAUGAGGAUAUGAAAAAAGAUAGUGCGUUUCAGUUAAAGAAAUUGGCAAAGUUUAUGGGUUUCCCUUUUAGUUUGAAGGAGGAGAGUGGUGGAGAGAUUGAGAAAAUAGCAACGCUUUGUGGUUUUGAGAACAUGAAAAAAUUGGAGGUAAACAGAACUGGCAAGUCUAUUAAGAACUUUGAGAAUAAUAAUCUGUUUAGAAAAGCCGAGGUGGGAGAUUGGGUGAACUAUUUGACCCCUGAUAUGGUUGAGAGGUUGUCCAAAGUCAUUGAAGAAAAGAUGGGAAGUUCAGGUUUGGCGUUCAAUGUGUUUCCCAGGAGUUAAGAAAGACCUGAAGGAAGGUUUAACUAAUAAUAUGGGUUGUGUACGUACGUCUUUUUAUUCUUAUAUAUUUGUAAAAUUCGAGUGUAUACAGAACUUGAACAAGAACCCAUGUAAACGUUUGUGUAUGCAAUUAAAUUUUAGAAUUAAUAUUACAACUAGCCGA
Molecule: messenger RNA, 1186 nt
Organism: Argentina anserina (silverweed cinquefoil)
Lineage: Eukaryota; Viridiplantae; Streptophyta; Magnoliopsida; Rosales; Rosaceae
Product: cytosolic sulfotransferase 15-like
Exons: 1
Coding region: 25-1023 (332 amino acids)
Biological process (GO): sulfation
Cellular component (GO): cytoplasm
Molecular function (GO): sulfotransferase activity
Source: RefSeq, a predicted model, not a curated record